Molecule: messenger RNA, 588 nt
Organism: Aspergillus tanneri
Lineage: Eukaryota; Fungi; Ascomycota; Eurotiomycetes; Eurotiales; Aspergillaceae
Exons: 2
Coding region: 1-588 (195 amino acids)
Source: RefSeq, a predicted model, not a curated record
AUGCUAACUAAACAGACCGCUCGCAUUGGUCGUCAACACAUUGUCCUAGGAACCAAGGCCGACAACCGUAUCACCAUCUCCAACUUCUUUAUCAACGGCGAGUCAGACUGGUCCGCUACCUGCGACGGCUACCGCUACUGGGGCAUCUACCUGGGUGGCUCCUCCGAUAUGGUCUCCAUGAAGCGCAACCACAUCUACCACACCAGCGGUCGCAGCCCUAAGGUCCAGGGCAACACUCUCCUGCAUGCCGUUAGCAACUAUUGGCAUGAUAACUCCAGUCAUGCGUUCGAAAUCCCGGGGGUGGCUACUUUCGCCGAGGGCAACGUCUUCCAGGACAUCGGUGUCGUUGCUGAGCGGGGACCCCCAUCAACAGUGCCCUGUUCACCUCCCCCACACCACUACCAACAACGUUUGCUGUCCUACAUCGAUCGAGCCUGUCAGAUCAAUGGCAUUGGGAACUCGGGUACCUUCAAGCAGUCGGAUGAGAGUUUCCUGUCUAAAUUCCAGGGCAAGAAUAUUGCUUCCGCUGAGUUUUAUACUUCUGCGGCCUUUAGUGUUUCCUCCGACGCUGGGCAGGGCCACUUGUAA